CAUGGUUUCAUUGCAUCCAUACAAGGAAUAAGCGGACCCAUCUACCCUCAGUUUCAAUCCGUUACUUCGGUUGUCCGGCCAAAGAAGGGCCUUUCCAAAAUCAUGACAACCGUGAAACCCGAGCCGGUCGAUGACAACAACGUCGCUGGCAGCGCCGACCAUGUCGACACCAUCAGCUAUCUUCAGAGGCUCAUUGCGCCCGACAACCCGCCGGAGAUCCUUGAAAAGGGUGUCAGUAUCGGUGUGCGGGUCCUCGAAAACCUCAAGAAAUCACUAGCGUCUGGGCCUGCACAAACCUCGGGCCCCGGAUGGCUAAAAGCAAUUGCCGAUCUCGAGGCUCUUGCAAAGCCUACACGCACUAUUGUUGGCGUCGUGGGCAAUACAGGAGCCGGGAAAUCGUCCGUCAUCAGUGCUGUCCUCGACGAAGAGAGGCUACUCCCGACAAACUGCAUGAGGGCAUGCACGGCGUCCCCAACUGAGAUUUCGUACAACUACUCAGAAGACCCUGACGAGCUGUAUCGUGCCGAGGUCGACUUCAUCACCGCUGAUGAUUGGCUUAAGGACCUCCGCGGCCUCUAUAGCGACCUUCUGGAUGGCAAUGGCGAGGUGUCUCGAGAGUGCAGUAACCAGGAUAGUGAUGCUGGCGUCGCGUACGCCAAGAUCAAAGCCGUCUAUCCCAGGAUGACCAAGGAGAUGAUCGCACAAGCGACUCCUGAAUCUUUGGUCAAUCAAACCGCCGUCCGCCAGGUCCUGGGCACUGUCAAGAAACUUCGAGCGACGACGUCUGCCAGUUUAUACCGUCAACUGCAGGACUAUGUCGACAGCAAGGAAAAGAACACUGAGAAGCGCAUGGAGUACUGGCCCCUCAUCAAGGUUGUCCGCAUCUACACCAAGGCCGCUGCCCUCUCCACUGGCGCUUGCCUGGUCGAUCUUCCUGGUGUCCAGGACUCGAACGCAGCGCGUGCCGCCGUAGCUGCCAACUACAUGAAGGCCUGCACUGGCCUGUGGAUCGUUGCCCCCAUCACCCGGGCGGUGGACGACAAAACAGCCAAAUCGUUGCUUGGCGACUCUUUUAGGCGCCAGUUAAAGUAUGAUGGCACGUAUUCGGCCGUGACCUUCAUCUGCUCCAAGACGGACGAUAUCUCCGUCACCGAGGCGGCAGAGAGUUUGGGUAUUGAGGAAGAGAUCUCCGAGUCCUGGUCUAGGAUCCAAGAGCUCUCGGACGACAUCAGGAAGCUCAAGUCCGACAUGAAUGAUCUCAGAGAUGAGCGAGAUGCCUGCAACGACCUGAUUGACAAGAUCGAGCAGACGUGGGACAAGUGGGAGGCUUUGGGCAGCAAGCUGGCUAAUGGUGCCACUGUCUAUCCGCCCAAUUCGCCGAGCAAGAAGCGCAAGAGGCAGUCCGGACCGAAGGGCAGUCGCAAGAACUGCUGCUCGAGUGAUAUCGACAGCGAUUUCUCGGAUACAGACGGCUCAGACUCGAGUGACAAGGAAAAUCAAGAGGCACGGAACGAGGAGAGGGAGCCUCUCACAUCUGAGCAGGUUGACGCCAAGCUUGCAUCUCUGAAGAAUGAGAAGAAGGAAGUCCGAGCCAAGAAGAAGGAGAUUGAAGAAAAAAUCAAGGCCUUCCGUGAGCGGAUCAAACAGUUGACUGCCGAGAAAGAGGUGAUCCUUGCCGAAGUGAAGGCUGUUUGCAUCCAGGGCAGGAACGAGUACUCCAGAAAGGCCAUUAAGCAGGAUUUUGCAAUGGGCAUCAAAGAGCUCGACCAGGAAAACGCGGCGGAGGAGGAUGAGGCCAACUUCGAUCCCGAUGUCGAUCUUCGGGACUACGACGCCGUCGCCGCGUCGCUUCCCGUCUUCUGUGUCAGCAGCCGGGCGUAUCAAAAGCUGAGUGGCCGGCUUCAGAAGGACGACUUCAACGGGAGCGGCUUCCAGUCGCCUGAGGAUACCGAGAUUCCCCAGCUUCAGGCGCAUGCUAAGAAGCUCACCGAGGCGGGCCGGACCGCUGCUGCCCGCCGCUUCCUCGAUAGCCUAAUGCAACUCCUCAACUCGAUGACCAUGUGGGCAUCGGAUGAUGGAACCGGCUCAAGCCUUACGGACACGGAGAAGGGGAAGGAGGAGACGCGCCUGAGAAAGCAGCUUCGCAAGAUGGAGCAGGUUAGCGACCCUGCUGCGUCAGCACCAACUCAUCGAUCGGACUAACUCCGACUAGGACCUCGACACAAUGUUGCAGGAAUGCAUGGCUUCCAUACACGAGCUUUUGACGGAAAACAUUUAUGAGAACUUUGACAGGUACAUACCGGCGGCGGUCGAUGCGGCGCUGCCUACCGCAUCACAAUGGGGAGCCCCGAGACCGG
Messenger RNA from Thermothelomyces thermophilus ATCC 42464, 2357 nucleotides. RefSeq lists its product as uncharacterized. The record is from RefSeq and is a predicted model, not a curated record. Bases 103 to 2202 code for a protein of 699 amino acids. The transcript is spliced from 4 exons. NCBI's taxonomy places the organism in Eukaryota, Fungi, Ascomycota, Sordariomycetes, Sordariales, Chaetomiaceae.